Staurois parvus is the source of this 345-nucleotide messenger RNA. Lineage: Eukaryota; Metazoa; Chordata; Amphibia; Anura; Ranidae. The record is from the annotation of a GenBank genome assembly.
CUAAAACAUAAUACAGUGCAAACAAACCAAACCAACCACCCACAGAUAACAGUACAUACAAGCAAGCGUCGUCAGGCAGGCCGGGUAAAUAUCAAUAGGGCAGGUAGGUACAGGGGGCAGCAAGCGGAGAUGGGUCGGGGUCACAGGCCAGGUUCAGCAGGUAGCAAGCAGCGUGGUACAGAGGGUCAGGCAGAGGGAUGGUCAGGAGCGAGCCGGGAUCAGAGCAGGAGAAGUCAGCAGCGGUUCAGAUCAGGCAGGGUCAGCAAAGGAACAGAAACAGGAUGCAGGACAGAUACAGGGCCCAGGACAAACACAACACCAAGGCAGAGUCUGCAAGUCUGGCCA